CUUCAUCCUCUGCUGGACUAUCACGGGAAUCCCUUUAACAUUUCUCUCCCCCAAGGAUACAUCAUCGUGAGUUUCAUAGAGCGGAAAACACAGGAUACGAGCAGGAGAGUUCGUAAGAUCCCUUGAAGAAAAGGAUUAUGAAGACUCCCUCAUAGCAGGUGAAAUAUUCCUUGCUUGUAAACACAGAAACAAAGCAAGACGCAACACAACAAACUAAAGGAAAUAAUUGAGCUACAUCAGGUAGACCUUUUAGGACAUAGUCAUGUCGAUUGGACUAAAGCAAGUGUUCAACAAAGACAAGACUUUCAGGCCUAAACGGAAAUUUGACCCGGGCACUCAGAGGUUUGAACUGCAUAAAAGAGCUCAAGCAUCUUUGACCUCAGGAGUUGACCUGAAAGCUGCUGUUCAAUUGCCCCAUGGAGAGGAUCUCAACGACUGGGUUGCAGUUCACGUUGUGGACUUUUUCAACAGAAUUAACCUCAUUUAUGGAACCAUCUGUGACUUCUGCACGGAAAGGACUUGCCCAGUUAUGUCCGGAGGCCCUAAAUAUGAGUACAGGUGGCAAGAUGAUCUGAAAUACAAAAAGCCUACUGCCUUACCAGCACCUAAUUAUAUGAAUCUUCUUAUGGACUGGAUUGAGGUGCAAAUCAACAACGAAGAUAUAUUCCCUACAAGUGUGGGGGUCCCUUUUCCUAAAAACUUUCUUCAGAUCUGCAAGAAGAUCCUGUGUCGGCUAUUCCGGGUCUUUGUGCAUGUCUACAUCCAUCACUUUGACCGUAUCAUCAUCAUGGGAGCAGAAGCACACGUGAACACAUGCUACAAGCACUUUUACUACUUUGUAACAGAACUGAACCUCAUAGACCGCAAGGAGCUUGAACCUCUGAAAGAGAUGUCAUUACGAAUGUUCCAGUGAAGAUGGAAGUUGCACCCAUGGAAGUUAUGAAUGUGGACAAAAGGACUGUCAUGCAACGGCAGGAAUGGCUACUGAAUGGCCAGAAACCUUCAGUGCUGCUAGAAUAUUCUUUGGGACAGCAGGACCAGAUAACUAAACGUCUUGCAUAGUGCAUUCACAUUCUUUACUAUGAUCACUAUACCACACUGCUUCUCUAGAAUGCUGGUUGUCAAAAUAAUUUAUAAUAAUUUCCCAAAACUUUUUGUCUUUGAGAAAA
Messenger RNA from Spea bombifrons (plains spadefoot toad), 1169 nucleotides. It is a transcript of the gene MOB3B, whose product is annotated as MOB kinase activator 3B. NCBI's taxonomy places the organism in Eukaryota, Metazoa, Chordata, Amphibia, Anura, Pelobatidae. Gene Ontology annotation, molecular function: protein kinase activator activity. The transcript is spliced from 5 exons. Gene Ontology annotation, biological process: signal transduction; positive regulation of protein phosphorylation. The record is from RefSeq and is a predicted model, not a curated record. Gene Ontology annotation, cellular component: cytoplasm; nucleus. The coding region runs from base 263 to 913 and encodes 216 amino acids.